Lotus japonicus is the source of this 2010-nucleotide messenger RNA. RefSeq lists its product as uncharacterized. The record is from RefSeq and is a predicted model, not a curated record. The coding region runs from base 385 to 2010 and encodes 541 amino acids. Gene Ontology annotation, molecular function: DNA helicase activity. Gene Ontology annotation, biological process: telomere maintenance; DNA repair. NCBI's taxonomy places the organism in Eukaryota, Viridiplantae, Streptophyta, Magnoliopsida, Fabales, Fabaceae. The transcript is spliced from 4 exons.
UCUAUACUAGAUACAAAGCACAAGCCGUUUACCAGGACAAAAUUUGACGUGUCGCUCUCUAAGAAGUUUGCCACGUGUCUCCGUUCCCCGGGUUCUUAUCAGCCCUCUGAAGGAAAAAAUCUUUAGCAGAUGUUUUAACACCAUACUUCUCAAAUACCAUGAUUUUCCCACUGCUACCUACCUCUGUGUGAUUCAUGUGUUUCUCCCCCUUUUCAAAUUUGAAAAAAAAAAAAAAUACAUUCUCCAAUUCUGUGAUUCUCCCGGUUUCUACUUUUUUCCAACUAUAAAUUUAGUACAAGGCCAUUGUAUCUACCACACCCACCCACCAACGUUGAUUUGCUUACCAUUCCCUGUACGUUUUACUUCCUUUCUGAGUGAUUUGUGAUGGAGUCUGUUUACCAUAAUGUUGCUGAGCUUCGUUCUGGGAAGCAACAUUGGAGGAUUAUGGUGAAGGUGAUCCGGAUUUGGUACAGCCAAGGGUUUGCCACAUCGAAGUUGCCCCUUUCUCUUGAGCUUGUCCUGAUGGAUGAUAAGGGUACCAAGAUCCAUGCCAGUAUUAAAAAGACUCUGAUGUACAAGUUUGAGAAGUUACUGGUUGAGGGGAAGGUUUACAGUGUGUCCUCAUUUGUGUUAGUGGAUAGUAGUGGGGAGUAUAAAACUACACGUCAUAAUUACAAGAUAUGUUUCAUGUAUAACACUGAAGUGCGCCCAAUGGACCAGUUUCCUAUUGAUGCGUUCCCCUACAGCUUUGUUCCUCUAGCUGACCUUUUAGCUCCUACCUAUGAUUCCUCUUUCCUAAUUGAUGUGAUUGGCAUUCUAACCGGCGUUGGAGUUGAGAGGGAGAUUGUUACUAAUGGGAAGAAAUCAAAGAUGAAUGUGAUUGAGAUUGAUUCUGAUAAAUGGUGUUUUGAAGCAUUGGACCGGACUUUAAAUGAUAUAAUGAAGUCGCAUCAAAGUGUUGAUAGUGGCAUGCCUUUUGGGGGUAAAGUGGUGGUUUUGGGUGGAGAUUUUAGGCAAAUUUUGCCAGUUAUUCAGAAAGGAAGUCGUUCUGAAAUUGUUAGUGCCACAAUCAAUUCGUCUUAUCUUUGGAAGCAAUGUCAUGUGCUAAAACUUACCAAAAACAUGAGGCUUAUUAGCUCAAAAUGUCAUGAUGAAAAGAUUGAAAUUAAAAGGUUUGCUGACUGGCUAUUAGACAUUGGUGACGGAAAGGUGAAUACAAUUGAUGCAGAAGAUUCUACAAUUCAGAUUCCAGAUGAUCUUCUUAUUCUUGACUCUGAUAAUCCAAUUCAAAGUUUGAUUGACUUUGCUUACCCUCAAAUGCUGCAAAAUUUGAAUGAAAAGAAUUACAAAUUCUUUGAAGAUAGGGCUAUUUUGGCUCCUACAUUAGAAAGUGUAGAAAUUAUUAAUACUGAAAUGCUAGGUAAAAUUCCAGGUGAGAUUAAAGAAUAUUUGAGUUGUGAUACAACUUGCAGGUCAGAUGAAGACUCAGAGGUCGAAGCAGAAUGGUUCACAACUGAGUUCCUCAAUAAUAUUCAAUGUUCCGGUAUACCAAAUCACAAAUUGAGUUUGAAAGUGGGUGUCCCUAUUAUGUUGUUGCGCAACAUUGACCAAGCAGGUGGACUUUGUAAUGGUACUAGAAUGAUUGUUAAAGAUAUGGGAAAAAAUGUUAUUGUUGCCAAUGUAGUAUCAGGGAAGCAGUUAGGUGAGAAGGUUCUUAUAUCAAGAAUGGAUUUAGUACCUACAGACUCUGGUUUACCAUUUAAAUUUGUCAGGAGACAGUUUCCCAUUGCUUUAUGUUUUGCAAUGACGAUUAAUAAAAGUCAAGGUCAGACGCUUUCUCAUGUCGGUUUGUAUUUGCCUAAGCCAGUAUUUACUCAUGGACAGUUAUAUGUUGCCUUAUCAAGAGUAAAGUCCAGAAAAGGUCUCAAAAUUUUAUUGUUAGAUGAAGAUGGAUUAAUCUCAAAGGUCACCAAAAAUGUGGUAUACAAUGAAGUUUUUCAAAACGUUUGA